Messenger RNA from Abrus precatorius (Indian licorice), 1278 nucleotides. RefSeq names its product ankyrin repeat-containing protein BDA1-like. Lineage: Eukaryota; Viridiplantae; Streptophyta; Magnoliopsida; Fabales; Fabaceae. The record is from RefSeq and is a predicted model, not a curated record. Gene Ontology annotation, molecular function: protein binding. The coding region runs from base 1 to 1278 and encodes 425 amino acids. The transcript is spliced from 3 exons.
AUGAAUGACUCACUGAAAGCAGCUGCACAAGUGGGAGACAUAGACUUGCUCUACAAACUCAUUCAGAUGGAACCAUAUCUCUUAGAACACACUGAUUUGAUACCCUUUGUUGAUACCCCUUUGCACAUUGCUGCAGCUGCUGGGCAUGCAAGUUUUUCGACUGAGAUCCUGAGACUCAAACCUUCAUUUGCAUGGAAGCUGAAUCAGUAUGGGCUUAGCCCCAUGCACCUUGCUUUGCAAAACAAGCAUUAUAGAAUGGUGUAUCGCUUUGUAGACAUCAAUAAAGAGCUUGUUAGAGUGAAAGGGAGAGAGGGUCUUACUCCUUUGCAUUUUGCAACUCAAAGUGGAAAACUUGAUGUUGUGGUCAAAUUCUUAUCAGCAUGUCCAAGUUCUAUUGAAGAUGUCACUGUUAAAAGUGAAACUGCCUUGCAUAUUGCUGUGAAAUAUAAUCAGUUUCAGGCUCUUGAGGUAUUGGUUGGAUGGCUUCAGAGGAACUGUCAAAAACAUGCAAAGGACCAAGAAAAACAUGUGCUGAACUGGAAGGAUGAGGCAGGCCACACCAUUCUUCACCUUUCAGUUCUCAGAGGCUUCUCACAGGCAGUUAGAUUAUUAAUUGAAAGCAACAUAGACAUAAAUGCGAAGAACAUAGAUGACUCAACAGUGUUGGACAUAGUGGAGACUCAGACUCACUCUUACAGCCCAGAGAUGAAAAACAUGUUAGUUCAACGUGGAGCUUUGCGUGGUUUUUCACUUGCUACAUCUCCACUCCUUGAACAGGAGCUAAGAGCCAAAAUCACACUAGAUGAGAGAAUAGCAAUUUGUGUCACUCGUCUCAGAAGGAGAAUAUCAAAUGACACACGCAAUGCAUUGUUGAUAGUUGCUAUUUUCUUCGCAACUAGCACAUAUGAAGCAGCACUUAACCCCCCGGAAAGCGUUGGAAAAGUGGUGAUGCAAGUUCAAGCAUUCUUUUGGUUCUGGGCAUUCAAUACUUGUUCCUUUUAUAUGUCAAUUUUGAUGAUAUGCUUGCUUAUGCCAAGAGGGCGCAUAAGCGUUAUUGUGACUUCUCCACUUUUAAUCUUUUCUGGGUGCUACGUGUUUUCCAUGCUUUUAAUAUCACCAAGCCUUAGUUUAACCAUUGCCACCUGGAUUGUGCCAUGCAUACUAAUAGUAUUGUACUGUUGGGGAGCUUCAAUAUAUGUUAGAUUAGCCAAAAAGCUUAAAAUGUAUGGAUGCAAACUAGAAGACAAAUCAAAGUUUGCUGGAGGAAACAGAUGGUAA